This is a messenger RNA of Symbiodinium sp. CCMP2456, 316 nucleotides long. NCBI's taxonomy places the organism in Eukaryota, Dinophyceae, Suessiales, Symbiodiniaceae. The record is from the annotation of a GenBank genome assembly.
AUGAGUUCUCUUCAUGCGCCUCUCUUGGUUUCCGAGCCUCGGAGUGUCAUGGCGUACGCUUGCGCUGGCCAUUGUGCCGGAUUGUCCCUGAUCGUGCUGGUUGCGAUCAUCUGGGUGGCUGCUUCACAGCUCAUCGAGACGAUCUUCAAGGACCAGUCCUUCGACCAUCCCUACUUCCUGACCUACUUCAACACCUGUGGUUUUUCCUUCUGGCUGUUGGCCUCCACCUGCCGCCGGCGCCGGCGUGAUGCCUUCGCGGAGCAAGCUGCUGAGGGCGACGGGGAAGCAGCCGCAGGGGGCAGAUGGCAAAAGUAUG